This is a messenger RNA of Cutaneotrichosporon oleaginosum, 789 nucleotides long. The record is from RefSeq and is a predicted model, not a curated record. NCBI's taxonomy places the organism in Eukaryota, Fungi, Basidiomycota, Tremellomycetes, Trichosporonales, Trichosporonaceae.
UGGCUGGCUGCCACAGCUGCCACCCUGCAGCCGCCGCUCACCAAGGACAUCUCGCAUCGGAUCAGGUCGCUGCCAGGCAAAGCACCGUAUACCCCAUCUCCACCACCCUCCUCACCACUCUCACCAAAAUGGCCUCCAUCGCCCGCAUCGUCGCUCGUCGCGGCUACGCCACCGCCUCGUCGGUCAAGGCGCCCCUUCAGCUCAACUCGCUGACCGGCACCUACGCGACCUCGGCCUACCUUGCGGCGCUCAAGAAGUCGUCCAAGGAGCUUGAGACUCUUGCCAAGGAGAUCGAUGCCUUCGGCCAGAAGCUCAAGACCGACGAGAAGCUUGCCGCCCUCAUCCAGAACCCCACCCUCUCGGCACUCGAGCGUCAGGCCGCCCUCGACAAGGUCGUCCCCAAGUCGUCUCCCUACCUCGCCAACCUUCUCGCGGUUCUCUCGGAGAACGGCCGCCUCUCGUCCGCCGAGAAGGUCUUUGCCGACUUUAACACCCUCAUGUCCGCCUACCGGGGAGAGCUCGAGGUCGUCGUCACCUCGGCCGAGCCCCUCGACUCCAAGACCAUGGGCCGCCUCGAGAAGGCGCUCAAGGGCUCGGCCCUCGCCGACGGCAAGACCCUCAAGUUCACCAACAAGGUCAACCCCUCGGUCCUCGGCGGUCUCCUUGUCGACAUUGGUGACAAGACCAUCGACGCCACUGCUGCCACCCGUGUCAACCGCUACAACGCCGCUCUUGCUCAGGGCGUGUAAUGGUUAGAAUGAUUAUCCUAGGGUGGAGAAUGAAUAGCAU